This is a messenger RNA of Cornus florida, 4506 nucleotides long. RefSeq names its product DELLA protein RGL1-like. Gene Ontology annotation, cellular component: nucleus. Gene Ontology annotation, biological process: regulation of DNA-templated transcription. Bases 582 to 2351 code for a protein of 589 amino acids. Lineage: Eukaryota; Viridiplantae; Streptophyta; Magnoliopsida; Cornales; Cornaceae. The transcript has 3 exons. Gene Ontology annotation, molecular function: sequence-specific DNA binding; DNA-binding transcription factor activity. The record is from RefSeq and is a predicted model, not a curated record.
CCCCAAUGAAAACCUUUAUUCCUAAUCUUCAUCAACACUUCGUUAAGCCCAACAAAAAAUAAAUAAAUAAAUAAAAGUAAUUGGUAACACCAAAUCAACUCCCAAAUUUAAGGGCCGUUUUCGUGACAUCAAAACCAAAGUGGGGUUUGCUGUAAAAUAGUGGAACACACACACAGUCCAGACCCAAGAGCUGUGUGUAAUCAAGCUUUGUCAUUCCGAAAGCUUCAAGAAGAAAAUAACAUUAACAAAACAGUCUUUGAAGCUCCCAGGAACCCUCUUUAAAGCUCCCAGGGAAUUUCCCGUUUGUUAUAUUCUUAAUUAUCUUUUCAGGCUGAGCGAUAACAUCGAACACAUCAGCAUAAAUGUUACUACUAUGACGCUCUUAGGUGGUGGAUAUGUUAAAUAAAUUAUUUUUGUGGGAAAAUAGAUACAAUCUAGAAGGUUUUAAACAAUUAGAAGUACUUAGUAUAUCUGUAAAAAGUUGAAAUUGCUAGAUCUUUAGGAUUAUUGGACUAUGCUAUGCUGUCUGGAGUUGAGAGACCAUAUUGAGAAAACGUUAAUUGUAGUUUCAAUUUUGAGUGAUGAGUGCAAUGAAUUUUUUUGAGAAAUUUGGUUUUGCUGGAUAUCUGGACAAUUAUAGUCCUUAUGAGGAUUUUAGUGUGGAAGGAGAAAACUUGGUGAAACAAAUUCAUCUGUAUGGAACAAAAGUCUGGGGAGAGCCAGGGCCGAUUGGUUCAUUUUGCCCUGAUCAAGACAGCACUGCUGAGGAAAGAUUUUUGUUGUCCAAAAAUCAACAAGAGGAGCAACAACAAUUAUGUCCAGGUUUUGGGAUUUUAGAUGAUUUAUGUUUGGAUGUAGCCUCUCUACCAUUUCAGUCUUCUCAAGUAGAGAUUCCAAAGUUUGCUUGCGUCCAAACUGAAAAUUCAGAGCCUGUUAAACCAAAUAAGGAAGAGCCACACGCAUUUCCUUUGACCUCAUUUGGGAUUUUAAAGGACCAUGGAAGUCGAGUCAGACAGUUGAAGGAAGGAAAAACAAUAGUGCCAACUUAUGAUACAGCAUGCACUGAGCUGGACGGCCGGAAAUUAUCAACUGAAACAAUUAUGCGGCUAGCUGGAGAAAAGUUCAUCCAAAGCUCUGCCCAAAGGGUUGAUGAUCCCUUCAUGAUUAACCAUCCCUUCAGUAGUUCAUAUAUUGGCCUCUCUGAUGAGGAGGCUAAAGACGUGGAACUUGUCCAGUAUCUACUAGCUUCCGCUGAAAAAGUAGGUCAGCAACAAUUCGAUCGUGCAAGCAAACUCCUGAACCACUGUGCCAGCUUGUCUUCUAGAAUCGGAAAUCCUGUUGAAAGAGUAGUUUACUAUUUUUCUGAAGCUCUUCAAGAAAAGAUUGAUCAAGAAACAGGAAGAAUCAGGCCAAAAGGUUUUGGAAAGAAGCACUUAUUAGACCUUGAAGAUGCAUUGAGGGGCCCGAAUGUCAGUAUCAUUGAAGUUCACCAAAAGGUGCCCUUCUCUCAGCUUAUCCAUUACGCUGGAAUGCAAGCCAUCACAGAAAAUACGGCUGAGGCAAAAAAGGUCCAUAUAAUUGACCUUGAGAUCAGAAGCGGAAUGCAGUAUGCAGUGUUGAUGCAAGCUCUCGCAAGUCGAUGUGAAGGCCCGGUUGAGCUUCUCAAGAUAACUGCCAUUGGAACUACAGCAAAACCAAAAAUUGAGGAGACAGGUAAGCGGCUGAUGAGUUUUGCCCAGUCCUUGAACUUACUCUUCUCUUUCAAUGUAGUAGAGGUAUCAGACAUCCUAGAUCUCAAUGAAAACCUCUUUGAGCUAGAUGCAGAAGAAGCAGUUGCUGUUUACUCAUCAUAUUUGUUAAGAACCAUGAUUGCAGGGUCAGAUCGGGUAGAACAUUUGAUGAAAGUGAUAAGAAACAUUAAGCCACGUAUUAUGUUGGUUUCUGAAGUUGAGGCGAACCACAAUUCACCAGUUUUUGUGAAUCGUUUCCUUGAAGCUCUUUUUUACUAUGGUGGAUAUUUCGAUUCCCUGGAAGACUGUAUGGAUCGGAAUGACUCACAUAGAUUUUUUUUUGAAUCUGUAUGUCUUUUUAAUACAGUAAGGAAUAUUAUUGCAGCUGAGGGAGAGGAAAGGAUUACCCGACACGUAAAUAUCAAUGCUUGGAGAGCUUUUUUUGCACAGUUUGGGAUGAAGGAAAUAGAACUGAGCUCAUCAUCUUUGUAUCAAGCAAGCCUGGCGGUUAAGAACUUUGCUUGUAAAAGUUCUUGCACACUUGGUAUGGAUGGGAAAUGUCUGAUUAUUGGGUGGAAGGGAACGCCAAUUUAUUCUCUUUCUGCUUGGAAGUUUCUAUGAGGGGAAUGAAUGGAUUUAUCAGUCUCCCAUUUAAUUCUUUUUUUAUGAUUCUGUAUAAAGUUUCCAAUUGAACUUGCACCUUUCUGAUGAGCGCUCAUUGUCAGGUAAAAUACUGUGAGAGGGAUUGCAGGAGUAUUUGAAGAUUUAUCAUGAUAAAUGCCUUCACAACUCUGCUGAUGUACAGAGCAAAGUUCAUGUUUGGGUUUGCUUAUCCUGUGCUCUUAUUCCACUUGUUGAAAGCGUGUUGAAAUCAUCUAUGAUCACAAUUAUAACUUGUCCCUUUGAUACUUAAUUCAUGAGUGUAUGUUCUGUUUUUUUAUCCUCUAUUUUCAUUUUUGUGAAGUGUGUCUUACUUUUCUGAUAUUAGUCCGUCUCAGGGUGACAGAAUCUGCAGCACCUAUGAAAAUGCUAACACCAGAAAUGUGUGUGUUUUUCAAUCUUCUAAAGAGUGAACUGGGAAACAGUAAUUCCUGAAAGCGGUUAAUAUUCAAAAAAAUGCAAAAUUCUCCUCAGGUGCCAAAAAAAUAAAUGUCUCUCUCCUCAGUCCUUUCCACUCUGAGACUUUCCAUCACUGGAACUCGUCGACUACAUGUAAAACAAAAUGUUGUAGUGCCACCCUAGGGCAAAGAGUUCCAAUUAUAUGAUUGUUAGAGAUUUGGAGAACGCUUUUAAUAGUUUUCCUAGAGAUAUGAUAUGUUAGAUUUAUGAAAACAAGUAGAUAUACUAACAUGAUAAAUUACAUAUGAUGGAGUAGUAACUAUAGUAAGAAUAGUUGGAGAAGAAAUGUGUAAACUUUUUAUUACUAUAAACUUACAAUCGAAAUCAAUACUAAGUCUCCUUUUCUUUUUCUUUUUAUUUAAGUAUAUGCUAUCUGUUAAUGAUAUUAUUUUGAUUAUGAAACUAAUGUAAAAAUUAAUUCUAAAUUAGAAGUCUAGAGGGGAGCAUUACAAUGAAGGGUUGAAGUUUUGAAAAAUAGUAGAAACUAACAUUGAAAACAUGGAACAUGACUUUUAACAAACAAUAAAUGUAAGUUGAACUUCUAUGAUUAAACUCCUUAGUUUUCCCACUCUCUUAGCUUAGCAAGCUUGUAUCCUCCCAUUAUUUUUUUUUUACACAUAAUUCAGAAUAAAGAUCAUUGGAUGUUCUAUAUUUACAACUCUUUUAACUUCUUUAUUUACACAUUUGUAUCUUUCAUAAAUUUUUCUAUUUUUACCAAAGUUUAUGACACUCCCUUCUUGUUUUAAUUAUGGUUUGAACUUUUUCUUUCACCAUUAAGUUGUGUUCAACAAUGACCCUUUUCCUUUUUAUUCUGAUCUCCAUCCUCUAUUUCAUUCUCAUCUCUAGAAAGCAUUUUUUGAACAAUGUUUGAUGGUGGGAACAGAACCUAGCAUGUCAGCCUUGUACUUGAGCGAGGCUGGUGGUUAAGAACUCUGGUUGUGGGGGUUCUUUCAAACUUGAUAUGGACAGAAAAUGCUAAUUAUUGGGUGGAAGGAAAAACCUAUAUAUUUCUUUCUGCUUGGAAGUUGUACUAGGAGAAAUAGAAAAUAUUAAGGGACUAAAAUACGAGUUCUAAAUCUCUUAUCAGCUAACCACUGUCUUCCAUGUGACCCCAACGGAGUUGAUAAGAUCACAAUUCCUACUCUGUGCCAGAUAUUGUUAUAUAAAAAAUUUAGGAUUAGAUAGUUUAGGCUUUUCUUUACAGUCCUUCAGCUUUGUGUAAGUGGAUUUUUUUCUUGAUUUUGUCUGUAUGCAUGAAAGCUUCCUUUUAUUUUCUUUGUUGGUUGAUAAAGUUCUCGUUGCUUUUAUGAAAAUAUGUGUUCCAGCCACUCCAGAAAAAGUUCAGACAUUUUAGGACUUACACUCCCUGAAUCCAAUCACUACUCCUUUGGCUACCUUAGGCAAAUGAAUUUAACCAUUGUGCUUGGCAUCCAAGAUCAUGGCUGUUGGAUUCAUGCCGAUGGUGAACAUGGUUCAAUUCCAUGCCUGUUUAUCCACAGCUCCGCUAGGGUACUGCAACUGUGACCAAUUAAACUAUCUAGCAUUCAAUUUGAGUAGUGGCAGAUUAAAUUGUAUGCACGCCACCAAAAGGAUCUAGGCCACCAAAAGGAUCUUGUUUGCUUGAUGCUGAUUAAGAAAGGUGCAUCUGUCAGCUGAU